UUCACUCUUGAGCAUUCACGUCACACCAGGUACCUUCUUGGCUGCGGCUGUUUUGUUCUUCGUUUUCUUCUUCACAUACGUCGCUUCAGUCGGCUGUAUACCCCUUCGAGCCCUGUCUCUUUUUCGCAUUCCCAGCUUUAGCAAGAGAGCGCCACCCGCUUUUACUCCUGAAGAACCUUCAUUCGUUGUUGAAGAGGUUGACGAGGUUGAAGAGCUACGACUACACAAGGAAUUACCAGCAUUACCUGCGCCUGAGAUCAAACGACCGCCGCUUCAGCUAAUUCGCACAUCGCACUCGAGUCGCUCUUCUUCGAGUCGCAGCUUACGGUCGCUAUUUUCCUCUCGUAACAAAGCACUACCCAGCUCCUCGCCCAUUUCAAGCCCUAGUCGCAGCCCAGGCCGAAGCUCAAGUCAAAGCUUAAGUACAAGGACUUCUAGAGUUCAGAGCAACGCUGAUAAACAGCUUGUACGUGUCGCGCAACAUAAUGACGACCAUGCACUUCUCCGAAGCCAGUCUGGACGACGGCGACUACGCGACCCUGAAGUCGCCACCGCCGAGGCAACUCGCCUACCCUCUGGCGCGUUCAGAUCGUGGCUUCUCGGCCGAGACUCACGACGACGAGAGCGACGACAACUUGGAUGAUGUCUCACUGUCCAACGGUAACUAUAGCCCGCCGGCCUGGCGGCGCCUUGAAAAUGGCGAUCGGUUUUACGGCAAUUGGCGAGGCGGAAACGAUGCGAUGGCCCGCCAUGCCUUCGACAGGUCAUCAAGACUACUCGACCCCAACCACGAUUCCGACAUUUUUGAAGCCGCGCGCAGGACUCGACUGCCCACCGGUAGCAUCAGUCCCGAAAAAGGACGUUCGCCUGAGCCUGAUAUAGGCGACGAUGAUACCUUGGUUAAAAUGAAAAGCGAAAGCAUGCCUCCGAUAAAGGAGGAAGUAGAUAGACAUCCCACAGAAGACCCAAGACAAAGCAUGAUGGCAUCCAUGCCUCCGAGUGCUACUCAUGACAAUUAUAUACGGUUUGCCGUCCGCGCCGAUAUACAACAACGCACAGAACCCAUUGAUGCGGCUGUCAAUUUCUUUCAGAAGAGCUAUCGAACCAUCACCAAAUCAUGGGCAAGCGUCGUUCUCGCCAUAUUAGUUGUGAUGCUGUCCAUGUCGGCAAGCCGCUUGCUCUUUGAACCCGCUCCGAUGCGGCCUGUUCCAGAUCUUGUCAAAGUCGCGGGGCUAGCACGCUCAUUUGAGCCCCUUAUCUACUACUCAGAAAAUGGUGUUUCCCAGGUGGGCGAUUUGCAAGCGACUGGCGUUGCAGUGUGGGACCUUGGCGAAAGCGUGCGCUCGAGCAACAUGACUUCAGCCCCGCUCAUCGUCAAAUCGCUCGAUGACUUAUCCGAGAGUCUCAAGACGCUCGCUGUCGAGCUCACAAAGUUUUUCGCUAAUGUCGACGGCGACAUCGAUAGCAUCUUGAUCGUUAUGGAUUGGGCACGGCGCGAGCUCUCGCAGCUCCAUUCACUGCCCAACCCGCCCCUGGCUACGGCGUUUUCCAACAUACACAACUUACUAUGCGCGGCUGGCCUUCUCGAGAACCCAGUGACGGGUGCGCCGACGAGGCUGGGAAGCGUAGCAACUACCGUAUUCGGGAUGUCGCAAUCCCAGCACACACAGCAAACUUUACAGCGCACCUUCACCGAGUUCUUGUCCGUCUUGGAGGAAGCAAUUGAGAGCGAACUCCAGCACUCACUCGCGCUCUUUGGCCUCUUCGAAGCCAUUGACAGGCAAUUCCUCAACCUAGGCCGCCUCGUCGUCCGCGAGUCCAGCGUUCAAGACGAGCAGCACGCGGACCUGCUCUCAUCGCUGUGGACACGCAUUCUCGGGCCCAAGGCCAGCGAAGUGAAGAAGUACGAGCGCAACCGCGAGCUACUAGUCAACGUGCGCCAGAAGACGGUGCGCAACAAAGGGAUACUAGUAGAGCACAACGGCAAACUGCUCAGCCUUAAAGCGAACCUCGAGAACCUACGGCGCAAGCUCGUCUCACCGCUCGUGAGAAGUGUGAAUAGUAGCACCCUCACGCUCGAUGAUCAGAUCAAAGGGCUUGAGGACGUGGGCAUAUACCUCGAGGGCGUCCGCGCACGCCAGAAGGGCAAGCUCAUGGAGAUGCUGUAUGGUGACAUCGGGAAUAGACGGCCUAUUGUUACGGCGAGCGCGAGACUCGUAGACGAGAACUCACAUCGAACUUAUUAGUGGUGAGCGUUGUGGAAAUAUCGUCUUCAUUGUUUUUUUUUUUUGGCGCACUCGUAUAUACGUCUUGCGAUGGGAUAGCCGUGUCAUGAUACACGCAAGAUCCAUCCAUCCAGUCGACGUGAACUUGAAUUGCGGGCUGUGUGCUAUGACGAGACAGCCGGCUAGCUAGCUCGCCA
Messenger RNA from Xylaria bambusicola, 2422 nucleotides. RefSeq lists its product as uncharacterized. Bases 486 to 2246 code for a protein of 586 amino acids. The transcript has 2 exons. The record is from RefSeq and is a predicted model, not a curated record. NCBI's taxonomy places the organism in Eukaryota, Fungi, Ascomycota, Sordariomycetes, Xylariales, Xylariaceae.